Messenger RNA from Chelonoidis abingdonii (Abingdon island giant tortoise), 6904 nucleotides. RefSeq names its product discoidin domain receptor tyrosine kinase 2 (gene DDR2). Gene Ontology annotation, molecular function: ATP binding; protein tyrosine kinase collagen receptor activity; collagen binding. NCBI's taxonomy places the organism in Eukaryota, Metazoa, Chordata, Testudines, Testudinidae. Gene Ontology annotation, cellular component: plasma membrane; signaling receptor complex. Gene Ontology annotation, biological process: positive regulation of neuron projection development; positive regulation of kinase activity; protein phosphorylation. The record is from RefSeq and is a predicted model, not a curated record.
AGGAUCACAGGGAUCCCGUGGGUCUGGCAUUUACAUAUUAGUUUACUGAAGUGUGUCAGGUAAGGAGGUUUCUGCUGAAAGCCUGUGUCGCAUUGGUACCCUCAUCAUUGCAAAGUAUAUGUGCAGUUGAUACGUACAGAGAUGUGUGUAUAUAUAGAACAUUAUGGUCUUAAAACCUGGUAGUUAAAGGAAGGCCACCAAGAGGUAUAUGCCUUGAGACAAGUUCCACCAGACAGCAGGUGGGAGGCAGGUAUCUCCCUGCUAACCAUUGUGUAUUGUGAGUCUUACCAUAGGAAUCAAUUUGCAUCCUGAGUCAAAUGCUAAUGAGGGGAUUGUGGGGAUGUCAGGAGAAGAAAUGUACAAAAAGAGGUGACCUGUGGGGUGAGGGGAGUGGGAAACCCUUUUUACAGGUGAACAACAGAGGACUGGUCUAAUAUAUCUAGGGAUGCAGAGAGACACCUGCACAUCCUUCAUCUGGGGAGACACUGCCAGCUGGUUUGGUCUUCUGAAAGGAGGUUCUCACGCUCAGCCAGCCGGGGUGCAAAUCACUGGGAGAAGGACUUUGAUGGAGCAGCACCUUGUUAGACAGGAGGGCAUCUUGUUACUUGAGUCUAUGCUCUAGAAUGUGUGUUAUGCUUUGUUAUGUAAAUCUUUGUUUCCAAUAGCUCUGCCUGUUGUCAUUUGAAUCUCUGGUCUUUGCUAGAUGUACGCUUGCUUUCUCUGGAACCCAGCCUAAGUGCUGAGGGUUGAGCACAGCAGUGAUCUGAGGUAGAACAGGUAAGCUGGGAUGUACUUUUCCUCUGAGAGCAGCCAGUCUGUGAACAUCAAGUGGAGCAGGGCCUGGGCAUUCCUGGGGAUGCUCAGGGAUGGAGUGUGCCUGUUACUAGCCUGCAGGGGGCAGUGGAGCUCACGUGGGCUGAGAGGGGAAUGCUGGUGUUGCCUGUGGCUCGUGGUGCCAGGGAGCUGAUCCCUGGCAGAGGCAGACAGGGCUUCCACAUGUGAAGGACAGGCAGUAGCGAGGUGCCUCCCAGGCCUGGGUAUCCCAAGAAGCCUCCCAAACACUGAGCAUGGAGCUAGAAGAACCCAUCCAGUCCCCAAGCAUCACCCUCUGAAGGAAGGGAUUAUAAAACAGGGGAGCUCCCCUCCUCCAGGGAAACAUGGUCCUGCACCCCUGCCAAGGCCCAACUCUCUGGGCUAGGGAGAUUUACAGGCUUCCCCCUUUUGCUCAGGCUGUCUCCUGGAUAUGUGGAGUGUCCUGUUCCACCCUGCCCCCGGGGGCGCAUAGGGAAUGGCUCCAGGCAGCAUGGAAAGAGUUAAGCCCCAUAAGGGGUUCUGAUUCAUUAUUUCAUCCCCUAGGAGCUGUGAGGCCACCCUGCAGCCCCUCUGGCCUUGCCUCUGUGUAGUGGCCCUCAAACAUUGCAGGAACAACACAGAGCCUCGCUGGGCUGGAGGCAGGAUCCUUGCAGACCAGAUUAUCCCAACUGCUUCUUCUGGCCUUUGUGUCAAGGGAGGAGGUCCCUGCAGCCAGAUUCAGCGCCAGCAAUUGGGGGAUAUUAGCGAGGAGCUGCCUUUAAUCCUUUCUCUCGUUCACAAACAACUCUGCUCUGCUACCUAAAUCAACAAGCCAUAAAACACCCCUGAAACAAUCUGCCUGGGUCUGUAAAGCCACUCACUGCUUUGGGAUUGUUUCCUUCCUAUGAAUGGGUUUUGCUGUAAAUUACAGAUCUGCGCGCAUUCCCUUGGGCCGAGCGAGCCUCUGCAGAGAAGCCAGCUCUGAUUGGUGUCUGGCUCCCCCAGCCCCUAAUUGAAGCCAAAUGUGCAAGAUGUGGGAUUGUGGGACGUUGGCCGGGGCCCAGGAAUCCGCAGAAUGCCCCAGCGCUCGGCGGCGUCUUGCAUCAGCCGGCAGAAGUUCGCGCUCGGCCGGGAAAAGAAAUCUGCGGCCCCUCUCCGGCGCGUCUUGGGCUGCUGCUCUGGGGCUGAAGUAACCUGCCGUGAUGAUCUCCCCUCCCAGGAUGCCCCUCCUGCUGCUGCUGCUCCACAUCCCAAGUGCUGCCAAAGCUCAGGUUAAUCCAGCUGUGUGCCGUUAUCCCCUGGGCAUGUCAGGCGGCCACAUCCCGGACGAAGACAUCUCCGCCUCCAGCCAGUGGUCUGAAUCCACAGCAGCCAAGUAUGGAAGGCUUGAUUCAGAAGAGGGUGAUGGGGCUUGGUGUCCGGAGAUCCCUGUUGAGCCGGAUGACCUCAAGGAGUUCCUUCAGAUUGACCUGCACGCCCUGCACUUUAUCACCCUGGUAGGGACCCAGGGGCGACAUGCUGGCGGCCACGGCAACGAGUUUGCACCAAUGUACAAGAUCAAUUACAGCCGGGAUGGCACCCGGUGGAUUUCCUGGAGGAACCGGCAUGGGAAGCAGGUGCUGGAUGGAAACACCAACCCUUAUGACAUUGUCCUCAAGGACCUGGAGCCUCCCAUCAUAGCUCGCUUCAUACGCUUCAUUCCCAUCACUGACCACUCCAUGAACGUCUGCCUGCGAGUGGAGCUCUAUGGCUGCACAUGGCUAGAUGGGCUGGUUUCCUACAAUGCUCCUGCUGGACAGCAGUUCAUCCUUCCCAGCGGCACAGUCAUUUACCUCAAUGAUUCUGUGUAUGACGGCGCUUUUGGCUACAGCAUGACUGAGGGACUGGGCCAGCUGACGGAUGGUGUUUCUGGCCUGGAUGACUUCACACAGACCCAUGAGUACCACAUGUGGCCUGGCUAUGACUACGUGGGGUGGCGCAAUGAGAGCGCUGCUGGGGGCUACAUUGAAAUCAUGUUUGAAUUUGAUCGGAUCAGAAACUUCACCACCAUGAAGGUGCACUGCAACAACAUGUUUGCCAAGGGGGUGAAGAUCUUCAAGGAAGUUCAGUGCUAUUUCCGCUCCGAUGCCAAUGAGUGGGAGCCCAACACCAUCUCCUCAGUGCUGGUGCUGGAUGAUGUCAACCCCAGUGCGCGGUUUGUCACCGUGCCCUUGCUUCAUCGCAUGGCCAGCGCCAUCAAGUGCCAGUAUUACUUUGCCGACACCUGGAUGAUGUUCAGUGAGAUCACUUUCCAGUCAGAUGCAGCCAUGUACAACAACUCCGGAGCCCCUUCCGAGUCUCCUGUAGCACCCACCACUUACGAUCCAACCCUCAAAGUGGAUGAUAGCAACACACGCAUCCUAAUUGGCUGCCUGGUGGCAAUCAUCUUCAUCCUGGUGGCCAUCAUUGUCAUCAUCCUGUGGAGGCAGUUCUGGCAGAAGAUGCUGGAGAAGGCUUCUCGGCGGAUGCUGGAUGACGAAAUGACCGUCAGCCUCUCCCUGCCUAGUGAAUCCAGCAUGUUCAACCACAACCACUCCUCCUCAUCUAGCGAGCAGGAGUCCAACUCCACCUAUGACCGUAUCUUCCCCCUGGGCCCAGACUACCAGGAGCCCUCACGGUUGAUCCGCAAACUGCCAGAGUUUGUCCCAGGAGAUGAAGAGGCAGGCUGCAGUGGAGUUGUCAAACCCGCCCAGCCAAGUGGCCCCGAGGGAGUCCCCCAUUAUGCAGAAGCUGACAUUGUGAAUCUGCAGGGGGUGACAGGCAGCAAUACCUACUCUGUGCCUGCCAUCACUAUGGACCUGCUCUCGGGCAAGGAUGUGGCUGUGGAAGAGUUCCCUAGGAAACUGCUAACCUUCAAGGAGAAGCUUGGAGAAGGCCAGUUUGGGGAGGUUCAUCUCUGUGAAGUAGAGGGGAUGGAAAAGUUCAUGGACAAAGAUUUUGCUUUGGACAUCAGCUCCAACCAACCUGUCCUGGUGGCUGUGAAAAUGCUGCGAGCAGAUGCCAACAAGAAUGCCAGAAAUGACUUUCUGAAGGAGAUUAAGAUCAUGUCACGGCUCAAGGACCCCAACAUCAUCCGGCUGCUGGCAGUGUGCAUCACUGACGACCCUCUCUGCAUGAUUACUGAGUACAUGGAGAAUGGCGACCUCAACCAGUUCCUAUCCCGCCACGAGCCCCAGCUCCCCCCUGCCAGCAAUGGGCCCAUUGUCAGCUACACUGACCUGAAGUUCAUGGCCACUCAGAUUGCCUCUGGUAUGAAGUACCUCUCUUCUCUGAAUUUUGUGCAUCGGGACCUGGCCACACGCAACUGCUUGGUGGGUAAGAACUACACCAUCAAAAUAGCAGACUUUGGCAUGAGCAGGAACCUGUACAGUGGAGACUACUACCGAAUCCAGGGGCGGGCCGUGCUCCCUAUUCGCUGGAUGUCCUGGGAGAGUAUUUUAUUGGGAAAAUUCACUACAGCCAGUGAUGUCUGGGCUUUUGGGGUGACACUAUGGGAGACCUUCACUUUUUGCCGAGAGCAGCCAUAUUCCCAGCUGUCAGAUGAACAGGUCAUUGAGAAUACCGGAGAAUUCUUCAGGGAUCAGGGGCGGCAGACAUACCUUCCCCAACCUGCUCUCUGCCCUGAUCCUGUCUACAAGCUAAUGCUCAGCUGCUGGAGACGAGACACAAAAGAUCGCCCCUCCUUCCAGGAAAUUCACCACCUCCUGCAACCAUCAGCCACCGAAGAGUGACACUUCGCUUCCCUUACACGUCCUGCUCCUCAUCCCACCCCAGAAGACCCACCUGUAAAAACUGAAGCCACUUCACCUGGACUCACAACAAAACCUGGGCAGUGGGGCUUCUUCUACUGCACAUUAAAAAACCACCAUAAGCGGAGAAAAAAAUGAGAAGGAACUAAGCCUAGAUCAGACCAAAUCCAUAAUUCAUAUGACAAGCUAACUCUGGAAUGACAAAGGAUGAACAAGGGUUAUUGACAGAUGUGGCAUGUUCCUGUUUAUCAGUGGAUUCAGUCAAAGAGGAUUAUGUUUUCCCGUUUUGGAAGGGGAAAAGUAAGGCCCAUGUUCUCCAUGAGGUUCCUCGUGUGCUGGAAAUGCAUCCGUGGAUGGGAGCACACACCAGGAAAGUGCGUGGUAAAGGGAGGGUAUUUGGGGAAUGUGCCAAGUGGAGGGAAUGCAGGUGAGGAACACGGUGAUGCAGGAGUUGCCACUAAAGCAGAUUGGGCUGUGCAAUUACAAAGUGAAAACUGAACCUGUCUGGACACUUUUAGGCUUCAGACAGGCUAAACGGAUUUAGCAUUUGCCUGGUUAGGAUUCCUCCCAUCCUUGUUUUGUUACAGCCCGUUAGACAGGGGAAAGCCCAAACACAUUGUGUAGUAGAAUGUGCCAGCUGCUGGGCUUGAACAUGCAUUCUGCUUGGUAGGUGAACAUUCCCACUGCAGUGGGGGCAUUUUGCUUUCUGAGGAGCAUAUGGUUUACUGCAUCUGCUGCAGGACGAAUGAGGAAUGACAAGCCACCCAUCUAGAGGACAGCCGAGGUGCCCUCUUCUGACUCAGGCACGGCCUCUUGAGAGGACUUUAUGUCCCUGAGAAAUGCAUUCUGCAUCUGCUGUUCAUGCUAUCAGGGUAGGGAAAUCAUACAGCUACCAGAUUAGUGAGGUAGGUGCCAGCUCUGCAUUUCCUGAGAAUCAGGGUUAGAGAGAUGUUUUAGAACAAACAUUUCAUUUCAAAGGUUAAAUGGCCAUAAUCGCUCAGUUCCCUCCCCAUGUAUAACCCCCCGCCCCUGAGCUUUAAUAAGGAAAGGAACAGGAUGUUGCACUGCUCUGGAUAUCCGCCAGCACCAAGGGCUGCCACUAGCACCCACCCCUGGCUGCAGUAACCUUGAGUACCAUGAUAACAUUGUUUGUUGUGAAUACAAUGCCUGGAGUUACCACUAACGAUAGCUCCUCUCCUAUCCACCCUAUCUUGACACAGAGGCUCCCUUGGCAUGUCAUGUUCUUUUCUAGGACUUUGUCUGAUUUUAGCUGUGGUCUGGAAGGAUUUCCAACUGAAAGUACUUGGGACCAAUCUAGCUGUGGUUGGAGCUUCUAUGAGAAUGAAUGUGCUCCCCGGCAUUCCCCAGAUUUGGUUGCUACAUGAAUGAUUUGGGCAGUGUCCCUACUGACGCUGUUUACUCUGUCAGUUUCCAGUCAGUGUACACAAAGGGACUUGCUGAUGCAAUGGGUGUGAAAGUGAGACCCUUAGAGUAUGGAAUACACCUCUGUUUCCUACAAGGAUGCCUCUUAUUUGCAUACACACCAGUCCUUGAAAUUCAACAGAGAACACAGUUGGUCUGAUACGCUCAUACUGAGAUGCCCAAACCUCUAGCACUGUUUCCAGUAUACUAUAACCUAGCAUGGCUAGGGCAUGCGUAUAUGAGCGCUUUGCCUAUGCUAAGUGAGCAAACCAUUGCAGGGACUUGGCCUGUGCGAAAUAGUUGGCUGCCUCACUCGUCCUGACAGCAGCUGGUAUGUCAACACAGCAGCUCUAUUUGCAUCAGAACCAUCUUGGCUAUCAGCACCCAGAAAGACUUGCAACUGCAGUUGUACCAAUUGCCAGGGUAUCUAGAAUGACUCACGAAUAUGGGUGCCAGUCUCAGGGCAGUCUGUUAAGAAACAAGGCACGAACCCCAAACUUCUUGUAUGUUCUGUACUUAGAUUUCAUCAACCAAGUAACAAAUGUGAACUCCUCAACCACUGUAACAGCCUUAAGAGCCAUAGACAGUCCCCUCGGGCGCUCAGGGCUGUCUUGUCACCCAGGCAAGCUUGCCUCUGUGACAGAUGGUCCCUUACACCAAAAAUCACAGCAAUAUUCAGGUUAUUCCCAGUCCCAAAGUACCAGUCACUUACCCCAGGUCAAGUGCACCCUAGAUUUCUCACUAAAGAUAAUGUUUGUAGCCAAUCCUGUAAUAAACUAUCUAAAGGUUUAUUAAAAGAAAUAAGAGUUAUUUACAAGGUUAAAGCAGGUGCAAAAGAUAACGAUAGCUGCUAUAGCGUGCAAGCUUUAUAUGUUCUUUAGGGCUAACCCAGCUGCGGAUCU